UUACCCAACCUCUGGUGGUCUCUACUAUUGGAGUGCAAAGCUUGCUGGCCCAGGAUGGGCACCCUUUGCCUCAUGGAUAACUGGCUGGUAAUCAUUUUCUUAGAAAGUUACUUACUAUGUUGGUUUGAAUUGCAGUAUUAAUCAUAGGAAGAAUGAAAAAAGAUAAAUUGGUUUGGCCCCUUAAUAGCUUUUAUCACCACUGGUUAGUUGACACAAUGAGUGCUUUGAUCUAACAUUUAUAAAGUUCUUUAAUUAUAAAUGUACCCGACCCUAGCUAGACUGUUGAGAAUCCAUAACUAACCCCAAAAUUUUGGACUAAGCUUUAGUAUAAUUGCUGUUGUUGUUGUUGCUGUAUAUUUCUGUGCUUUUUGAGGAAUUCAAGUUGUGCUUGGAAUUCAUGAAUCAUGAGAUCUGCAAUACUUAGUAAGGUGGUGGUCGAAUUUUUAUUGGGGUUUUAGAGGAAGUGGGUAGAAAAGGAUCUAGGAUUAGAUCAAUGAAAGAAUGUACAAUUGGGGUACAUAUUUGAAAUGUGAGAAGCCAACGAUGGCCUAUUGUCCUCAUGGGGAAAUGGUAAACCACAAAAGGCUUCAUCUUUAGAGUGUAGACUUCCUUUCUUUGUCAACAGGUCUGCCUAUUUGUUACACUUCCGGUAAGCAUGAUGCAAGUCUCUGGGCGGAACGUCAUCAUCAACCACCUGCAAUCAUCAGCAAGCAUUCUCAGGUUCAACAUUGUUGGUCAGUGGGCUGUCACAACAAGUGUAGAUUACUCACUUGCACAGGUGAUUUCAGUGAUAAUUCUACUUAGCACAGGUGGAAAAAAUGGAGGGGGAUAUGAGGCAUCCAAAUAUGUUGUUAUUGGUUUCCAUGGGGCAAUUUUACUCCUACAUGCUAUCAUCAACAGUCUUCCUAUCACGUUGUUAUCUUUCUUUGGACAAUUAGCUGCUGCAUGGAACCUAGUAGGUGUCUUCAUUCUUAUGAUUCUCAUUCCCACUGUCGCAACAGAGAGGGCUAGUGCCAAGUUUGUUUUCACUCACUUCAACACCGAUAAUGGUGAGGGAAUCAAUAGUAAAGUAUACAUAUUUGUUCUGGGACUUCUAAUGAGUCAAUAUACCCUAGUCGGGUACGAUGCCUCUGCUCAUAUGACAGAGGAAACCAAGAGUGCUGAUAAGAAUGGACCAAGAGGAAUAAUCAGUUCCAUUGGGAUAUCUAUUAUUGUUGGAUGGGGAUACAUACUUGGGAUCACCUUUGCAGUAACUAACAUAUCAGACCUUUUAGAUGAAAACAAUGAUGCUGGUGGUUAUGCCAUUGCUGAAAUAUUUUACCAAGUAUUUAAGAGUCGAUACGGCACUGGCGUUGGAGGAAUUAUUUGCUUGGGAGUGGUUGCUGUUGCCAUAUUUUUCUGUGGUAUGAGUUCUGUUACUAGCAACUCAAGGAUGGCUUAUGCCUUCUCUAGAGAUGGAGCCAUGCCAUUUUCAUCAGUUUGGCAUAAAGUGAACAAUCAGGAGGUCCCCAUAAAUGCUGUGUGGCUCUCUGCCUUUAUAUCAUUUUGCAUGGCUCUGACGUCUCUGGGAAGCACAGUGGCAUUUCAGGCUAUGGUAUCUAUAGCAACUAUUGGACUGUACAUUGCUUAUGCCCUACCCAUCUUCUUUAGAGUGACUUUGGCACGCAAGUCCUUUAUCCCCGGACCUUUCAACUUGGGCCGCUAUGGGAUCCUUGUUGGUUGGAUUGCCGUUCUCUGGGUGGCAACCAUCUCAGUCCUCUUCUCAUUGCCUGUAUCCUAUCCCAUUACUAAUGAGACACUCAACUACACUCCUGUAGCGGUUGGCUGUUUGUUUAUUCUUGUCAUUGCGUCUUGGGUUUUCAGUGCUCGUCACUGGUUUAGGGGUCCUAUAACCAAUAUAGAUGCCUGAAGAAAUAAAAAGGAAGAAAUAUAUCCAGACGACAAAAUUUAGUUACAAAAUUUGUUGUAAUC
Quercus lobata is the source of this 1971-nucleotide messenger RNA. Its product is annotated as amino-acid permease BAT1 homolog. NCBI's taxonomy places the organism in Eukaryota, Viridiplantae, Streptophyta, Magnoliopsida, Fagales, Fagaceae. The coding region runs from base 656 to 1909 and encodes 417 amino acids. The transcript has 7 exons. Gene Ontology annotation, cellular component: membrane. The record is from RefSeq and is a predicted model, not a curated record. Gene Ontology annotation, biological process: transmembrane transport; gamma-aminobutyric acid transport. Gene Ontology annotation, molecular function: L-lysine transmembrane transporter activity; gamma-aminobutyric acid transmembrane transporter activity; L-alanine transmembrane transporter activity.